CCUGAUCUGAUCGACCCUGAAAGCCAGCAAGCUUACCGGAUUUUGGAUAGAAAAGGAAAAAUCUUUAAAUAGACGCGCGACCGCGGAACAGCGUUGGAUUUUACCGCAAUCAUGGCUACCAACGGAAACUAUUCUGAGGAUGAGUCUCCUCCCGGCUCCCCCGCCCUGGAACCCACCAACCAGCAGGACAUUGAGAACGAGAACUUUGAGGAGUCUCUGGACAAGCCCAAGUCCGCUUUGAAGAAGAGCAGCAAGCCUGCUCCCGUCCCGGCCCCGCCCCGGCCGGAGCUUCCUCCUCAGCCCAACCCUGAGGAUCUUGAUGUGUCGACUCUCACCCCGCUUUCCCCCGAAAUCAUCGCCCGCCAGGCGACUAUCAAUAUUGGUACGAUAGGACACGUCGCACACGGAAAGUCGACGGUGGUCAAGGCAAUCUCAGGUGUUCAGACUGUUCGAUUCAAGAACGAAUUGGAACGAAACAUCACCAUUAAGCUGGGUUAUGCCAACGCAAAGGUCUACAAGUGUGACAACGAGGAGUGCCCUCGGCCGGGCUGCUUCCGCAGCUUCAAGAGUGACAAGGAGAUUGACCCUCCUUGCGAGCGCGAGGGCUGUGGCGGACGGUAUCGCCUUUUGCGACACGUCUCGUUCGUCGACUGCCCUGGUCACGAUAUUCUCAUGAGUACUAUGCUUUCGGGUGCUGCGGUCAUGGACGCCGCUCUGCUCUUGAUUGCCGGAAACGAAACCUGCCCUCAGCCUCAGACCUCGGAACACUUGGCUGCUAUUGAGAUCAUGAAGCUCAACCACAUCAUCAUUCUUCAGAACAAGGUCGACUUGAUGCGUGAGGAAGGUGCUGCGGACCACUACCAGUCCAUUCUCAAGUUCAUUCGUGGUACUGUCGCGGAUGGUUCCCCGAUUAUCCCCAUCUCGGCUCAGCUCAAGUACAACAUUGACGCCGUCAACGAGUACCUUGUGUCGAAGAUUCCUGUCCCGAUGCGCGACUUCACCGCGGCCCCUCACAUGAUUGUCAUUCGAUCUUUCGACGUCAACAAGCCCGGUGCCGAGAUUGAGGAACUCAAGGGUGGUGUUGCUGGUGGUAGUAUCUUGACUGGUGUGUUGAAGUUGGGCGAUGAGAUUGAAAUCCGCCCUGGUAUCGUCACCCGUGACGAUCAGGGCAAGAUUAAGUGCCGGCCCAUUUUCAGUCGUGUUGUGUCACUAUUUGCUGAGCACAACGACCUCAAGUUUGCUGUCCCCGGUGGUCUUAUCGGUGUUGGUACCCGCGUCGACCCCACACUCUGCCGUGCGGAUCGAUUAGUCGGUUUCGUUUUGGGUCUCAAGGGCCGUCUGCCGGCCAUCUACACUGAAAUUGAGGUCAACUACUUCUUGCUCCGACGCCUCCUUGGUGUCAAGACUGCCGAUGGCAAGCAGGCCAAGGUUGCCAAGCUCGCAAAGAACGAAGUUCUCAUGGUCAACAUUGGCAGUACUGCCACUGGUGCUAAGGUCAUUGGUGUCAAGGCCGAUGCCGCCAAGUUGAGCUUGACGAGCCCGGCCUGCACGGAGAUUGGUGAGAAGGUCGCGCUGAGUCGACGUAUCGAGAAGCACUGGCGAUUGAUUGGAUGGGCCAAUAUUGUUGCUGGAAACACUCUGGAGCCCAUUGUUUAAGUGGCUUGACAAGGUGAUUUAAAAUUUUCUGUAACGCGAAUAUUGGCGGCGAGAUCAAGGGACAUCAUAGAGGGAGCAAUGAGCUACUGCUGCUUACGACGGAGUUGGUGCUGCUGCUUUUGACGUGGGCGUGCAUGUGAAGGACGAGAUAGAGGAAGGCAACAUUGUGCGAGUGGAUGAUUACGAUACUCUGGAUGCCAAUGUCAGAUGGGGGGUUUGCAGCACCUUUGCUCUUUGGCAGGGGCCCGCGCUGGUGAGCAGCAGGCGCGUCGUACAUAGGUGCGCGGGUCAUGCAGGCAAUGAGCAUUAUUGAAGGCGUGCAAAUACUUUGCGUCUUUGCUUCUUUGAUUCCCUUUUAUUUCUCAUCGAUUCUUUUUUUUCCCCUCCAUUUAAAGCAUAGACAAUAUUCAAUCAAAAGUCAUGACGUUG
Molecule: messenger RNA, 2085 nt
Organism: Xylona heveae TC161
Lineage: Eukaryota; Fungi; Ascomycota; Xylonomycetes; Xylonales; Xylonaceae
Product: eukaryotic translation initiation factor 2 gamma subunit
Exons: 4
Coding region: 112-1656 (514 amino acids)
Biological process (GO): formation of translation preinitiation complex; positive regulation of translational fidelity
Cellular component (GO): cytosol; eukaryotic translation initiation factor 2 complex
Molecular function (GO): GTP binding; translation initiation factor activity; GTPase activity
Source: RefSeq, a predicted model, not a curated record